AUGGAAAAGCUUAAGAAGAAGAGAACGGCGUGUAGGGGCUGGGUGACAAGAACCUCACAAGCUCUCUCAGAGGUGCUAGCUCAGCCCACUCAUACCCUUAGUGAAAUGGAGUACGCCAUUCAAGAGUUUGACAAAAGACUAACCAAGUUAGAUGAAGUACAAAAAGAACUUGAAGGUGAAGUCGAAGCUGAAGAACUGGGCCAAGAAUUAGAUGAAGCUCACGCCUUCAGACAAGAAAGUAUGAAACCUAGACUUCUAGCUGAGGACAAGAUAAGAAAGUUAGCAGCAGCAGCACCAGGUGGGUCUCCAGUUCCAAGUAGUGUAAGUGGAUCUCAAGACUCAGAAGCUGUGAAUGUGAAGUUACCCAAAUUGGAGCUGCCAAAGUUCAGCGGUGAAAUCACACAAUGGCAGUCCUUUUGGGACCAGUUCAACUCCCACAUUAAUGCUACUAACCUUCCAGUAAUUAGUAAGUUUACCUAUUUGUUGUCUUUACUGGAGGGGGAUGCCAAGAGUGUGGUCGAGGGGUUGCCACAUACCAGUGAGAAUUAUCAAGUUGCCUGUGACUUACUGAAAGACCGCUAUGGGAAGCCAGAAAGAAUUAUUUUUGCACACGUCCAGGCCCUGCUUUGUGGUCAUGUCAACCUUAAUUAA
Scylla paramamosain (green mud crab) is the source of this 651-nucleotide messenger RNA. RefSeq lists its product as uncharacterized. The record is from RefSeq and is a predicted model, not a curated record. NCBI's taxonomy places the organism in Eukaryota, Metazoa, Arthropoda, Malacostraca, Decapoda, Portunidae. Bases 1 to 651 code for a protein of 216 amino acids. The transcript has a single exon.